This is a messenger RNA of Leguminivora glycinivorella, 2350 nucleotides long. It is a transcript of the gene nrv3, whose product is annotated as sodium/potassium-transporting ATPase subunit beta-2. The coding region runs from base 20 to 991 and encodes 323 amino acids. Gene Ontology annotation, molecular function: ATPase activator activity. NCBI's taxonomy places the organism in Eukaryota, Metazoa, Arthropoda, Insecta, Lepidoptera, Tortricidae. Gene Ontology annotation, biological process: sodium ion export across plasma membrane; intracellular sodium ion homeostasis; intracellular potassium ion homeostasis. The record is from RefSeq and is a predicted model, not a curated record. Gene Ontology annotation, cellular component: sodium:potassium-exchanging ATPase complex. The transcript is spliced from 7 exons.
UCGGGAAUAGAGCUUGAAGAUGGCGGACAAGACUAAGGUUACUGAACAGUAUUACGCGCCGCCGCCCGACCUAGGAGGAUGGGAGUCCUUCAGGAUCUUCCUGUGGAACUCCGAGACGGGGCAGUUCCUCGGACGCACUGGAUCGAGCUGGGCUAAAAUCCUGCUCUUCUACGUGAUCUUCUACGCGUGCCUGGUGGGUUUCUUCGCUGGGCUGCUGGCCGUCUUCUACCAGACCUUGGACAUGAAGGUGCCCAAGUGGCAACUGGAUAGCUCCAUCAUUGGGAGCAACCCUGGUCUCGGGUUCCGGCCAAUGCCCGACUCUGCCAACGUGGAGAGCACCCUGAUCUACUACAGGGCCAACGAUAAGGGCUCCGUACUCAAGUGGGCCAAGGUCAUCGAUGACUUCCUGCAGACUUACCGCCGCAAGGGUAGCGGCAGCGGCGAGGUGCCCGGGGCUGAGAACCGCGUGCCCUGCAGCUUCAACUCGGGCCCGCUGGGCGAGAAGCAAGUCUGCGACGUACCCGUUGACGACUUCCACCCCUGCACCCCUGCCAACCAGUACAACUACGAGCUAGCCGCGCCUUGCGUGUUCUUGAAGCUUAAUAAGAUUUUCAACUGGAAACCGAAUCUUUACAACACGACCGAAGAUCUGCCUGGAAAUAUGCCGGAGGAUCUUAGGCAGCACAUUAAAUCUAACGCCGGCAAGAAUGAAGCUAACAUGGUGUGGGUAUCUUGCGAGGGUGAGAACCCCGCUGACGUGGAGAACAUCGGACCAAUCCAGUACCUCCCCCGGCGCGGGUUCCCCGCCUACUACUACCCCUUCACUAACAAGGACGGGUACCUCAGCCCGCUGGUCGCUGUGCUCUUUGAGAAGCCAAGGACGGGCGUCCUGAUCAACAUCGAGUGCAAGGCCUGGGCCAAGAAUAUCUUUUACGACCGCUAUGAGCGACGCGGCUCGGUCCACUUCGAGCUGAUGGUGGAUCGUGGCUAAGCCCCCAGCGUCCCCGCAGCCCUGCCACCGGCGAAUGAGUGUGUGACUGGUGGAUUAACUGCUGUUUCACUGUCGUUCUUAACUGGGAAUUUUGGUUCAAGAAUUUAGAAGACUUGAGAAUGACCUUCGGAGUCUUGAUUAUCCACUCCUAAAUCAACAGUUCUGACUGAUAGUCCCUGGAGGUCAAUAUGGUCUAUGAUUUUUUAUUAUUCUUGAAAAUUUGCUCCUAAUAAUCAACCAGUAUUUCUAAAUGGGACUUGAAAUGGCUUCAGAAUUUGUCAUCAACAUAGAGAGCGUGAGGCUUUUAAACGAAUCGCAAUGUGUUAUUUAUUCCACAUACAUUUAAAAGUUCAACAAUCUCUUGUGGAAUAUAAGUAGUCAAAAUUUCAAGUCCCAGCAAAUUUUUGGAGUGGUCAUAAUAGAAAAGUUAAGAACCACUGUUUUAACUCAUUCACUGCUAAGUCACAGUCGUUUCUCAGCGUAUAAGCUUCGUAGACUUAAAACGGCGAAAGCAUUGAAUGGGUUAAGAUUAUUUUUGGGUGAGCUUGCUGAAAACUGCCAUAAGUAGUUAAUCUACUUUUAAUGUUAAUCAGUAUAUUGAUUGUUAAGAUUGGUAGAUUUUAAGCGCACUUUCGUGCCAAUAUAAUCUUUUAAAUGGUGGCAGGUAUGCGUGGGUUGCCAGUGACGUUAGUUAGUGUUCGCCAUUCAAGCCAGGGUGGUUGCUGGGGCCACUGGGCAACCAAGUCUGAUGGUUUCAGCAGCUAGUGCUCAACAUAGUAAAGCCAAUGAAGCGAGAUAAAGAUUCAAAGCUUUAACUUUCUACAUUGUUUGCAACCAACGCGUACUUAGUUUCUUUAAUCAUCUGAGUAGCACCGGAUCAGAUACUAUAGAGCUUAAUAUGAUUGACUGCAAGUGCAAGGAAGAAAACGUAAAGUGAUGGACGGAUUAAAUAACGCGAAAGCCAUCUUCAGGCUAGCAAAUAAGUCCCAAGAUAGCACCUCGGAGAGCACCGAUGAACACUGUCCACAGUCGUUAUGUCCCUAAGGAUACGUCUGUAUAGAAGAGAAGAAUUGUAACCAUCAGAUUGUGUGAAUUCUUUAUUUCGUUUCAUUGGCUUCACAUCAAGUUGGUUGACGGCAAGAGGAGGGAAAAGUUUAGGUGAGAACCAAGCGCCGCUGCCCGCUGUUACUGUUAGCAAUAGCCAUUAGUUGGCGUUUAUUUAUAUUCGUUUUAGAAUAAGCCAGAGGGCGUUUCAGUUUGUUUGUCACGCUUCAAGUAAGAUAAAGUUUUAUUGAUAUUUAUUAAUAUGUAAAUUCUGGACGGACAGUCAAUAAACACGCAAUAGUUGGUUCCAAUUUA